This is a messenger RNA of Marmota monax (woodchuck), 873 nucleotides long. RefSeq names its product transmembrane protein 126B (gene Tmem126b). The transcript has 5 exons. NCBI's taxonomy places the organism in Eukaryota, Metazoa, Chordata, Mammalia, Rodentia, Sciuridae. Gene Ontology annotation, cellular component: mitochondrion. Bases 48 to 728 code for a protein of 226 amino acids. The record is from RefSeq and is a predicted model, not a curated record. Gene Ontology annotation, biological process: mitochondrial respiratory chain complex I assembly.
GGGCGUUCUGGGGCCCCGCCCACCGGCGAGUCACGUGGGCCUUCAAAAUGGCGGCGCACAGGCGACAGGCUGGGGCUGACCCGAAAGGUUCAGGUGCUACGCCGGUGGGAGACGGAGAAGCGCCCGAGGACAUCAAGAUGGCAAUUUAUAUGCAUGGUCAGCCCAGUCUUUCUCUAGGAGAUGCAAAACUCAGAAGACCAAUGGUCAUCGACAUCAUAGAAAGAAAAUUCGAGUACCUUAGAAAAGAAAAGACCUUAAAUGUACCUGGAAUGGUAUUCCUUGGGACAACAGCUAGUUUCUUUGGAAUAUUUGCAAACUUCAUUUUCAGAUACUGCUUCAAGGUUAAAUAUGAUGCUUUGAAGACAUACGCACCAUUGACUGCACUUCCAUUUUUAUCCACUAUAGUUACUUAUAAGUUCCUUGUAACUGAUGCUUUGUAUUCAGGUAAUAUAAGCAAGGAAAAUUGUGUUCUGAGAAGUUCACUGGUUGGCAUAGCAUGUGGUAUUUUAUAUCCCAGUGCAUUAGCUUUUUCUAAAAAUGGACGUCUAGCAGUCAAGUAUCAUACUGUUCCAAUGCCACCAAAAGGAAGAGUUUUAUUACAUUGGUUACUACUUUGUCAAACAGAGAUGAAAGUAAUGGCAAUUCCCCUAGUCUUUCAGACAGCAUUUGGAAUACUUAUUGGCCUACAGCACUAUGGAAUGUUUGAGAAAACUGUACAAGAAGAUUAAUGAAAGAAUGAGCUAACUCAGCAGAGUGAAUUGUUUAUGCAUUGUUGAAAGAGUGAAAAGUAACUGUUUCUGUCCCUUUUGUCUAGUACGUAACUGAUACUCAGUAAAUAUUUAGUAAUUCAAUAAAUGUAAAUGUAAAAUAAAA